This is a messenger RNA of Amblyraja radiata (thorny skate), 1280 nucleotides long. Its product is annotated as Purkinje cell protein 2. Gene Ontology annotation, molecular function: guanyl-nucleotide exchange factor activity; protein binding. NCBI's taxonomy places the organism in Eukaryota, Metazoa, Chordata, Chondrichthyes, Rajiformes, Rajidae. The transcript has 4 exons. The record is from RefSeq and is a predicted model, not a curated record. Bases 452 to 862 code for a protein of 136 amino acids.
AUGGCCUACUCCACCUAUUUUCUAUGUUUCUAUGUUUCCAUGACGUAUCUGAAAGAGUUAAUCAGGCGCUUAUCAAAUGUACAUCAGAGUUAAGCCCCUUGUCUGGUUAAUCUCAUUGGGUGUUUACCAAGGAUUCCUCGGGCUCGAUGUGUGGAUAUAAGCUACGGGCUGAACUGAAGGGACUGUAUGGUUUGGGACCUUGCUCAGUGACCUGUGGGUUGAGCUGAGAAUGCAGGUUGGGGGAUCUGCCCACAUCUACAUGUGUUCCUGAUCCAAUGGCUUGGGUGGAGUGGGCUGUACACUCUCGUGGGUGAGACAGUCGGGUCAUUGGGUUCCUUGAAACACCAUGAUGGAGAUCUACUGAGCGGAGAAUCGGUGAGGAUUUCCAACGCAAACUCCGGACGUUCCUGAGAAACCACCGACAGUGAGUGUGGACAGUUGUUUCCCAGCUAUGAGCCACAAGGAAACCGACGAAGAUGUCAGUAGACUGGGCAGUGUUGCGUCUGAUGAGGAGCAACUGGUUGAGGAACUACCAAGUGCUGUAGAUGAUGACUGCAGACCAAACGCGGAAAAUGAAACAGAAAAUGAAGGAUUCUUCAACAUGCUGAGUCACGUCCAGAGGAACCGCAUGGAUGACCAGAGGUGUGACCUCCGGGAGAGCGGGACACCCUCCCAUAGAUCCACGCUGAUUGAGGCCUGUGAUAGCAGCUCCGACCGGCCCAUCAAUGAACUCCUGGACAUGCUGGCCGACAAGCAAGGGCAGCGGCUGGAUGAUCAGAGAGUGGCCUGUGACAACUUACCCGGUCUGCAGCUGUCCACCUGUUGCCUCCCGUCCACGGACGAAGAGACUGAGAAUGAAUAGUGACGUCCCAGGACAGGAUCAGGUUCCUGUUGGGCCUGAAGAAUAUCCAGAACUGACUCACUGUCAAACAGUCAGAGGGACCAUCGCUGCUUUUACAGUCUGAAGAAGGAUCUCAGCCCAAAAUGUCACCUAUUCCUUCUCUCCAGAGAUGCUGCCUCACCCGCUGAGUUACCCCAGCAUUUUGUGGCUGCUUUUACAUAUUAGCCUUUGCGAAUGAGUCUGUAUUGGAGACUAACCUUUCUGCUUUCUCUUGUGGUUCUGUGACUCAGAUAAGUGAGUUGGACAUUGGUUUUUGUAGCCCGAUCCUCAAUGUGAAAUAUCACCUUCCCACCGCGCCCAAGUCUCCUUGAGAAUUGCCUCAAUGCUCUUAGAACCAGCAUAUCUGAAUUUGCUGUAAAACAAAAUGCAUCGCUUAGAC